AGUGGUUUGAGUGAAAAACCAGGAUGGAGACAGGCGCCGAUUGGCUCCCGCGCCUCGAAAGGAGGGUAUAAAACGAUGAGGUCGGCGUUGUUGUGUUUACAGUAAUAUCACAGUGCGCACGGGAAACAGGGAGACUAUGAGAAAGCGCAGCUGCUCCAUUCAACCACAUGGUUCCUCAACCGCACAGACAAGCUGCGCUGUAGACAGCCGGGCUCACAUAGGAGACUCGCAACGGCGACUGUUGAGCCUCGCAGGGAGAAUUUUCAGCCGCACGGGCAGUUGAGAGCUGAUCCGGGAGGCGCGCCGGCAAAAGUUCCGACACUCGGAAGUCUCUUCAGGCAAAACGGAGCGAACUCAAAAGAAAGACAGAAGAAACUUGGAUGAACUUUUAUUUCUUAAGAUUUGCUUCCAACUCAUAGCUGAGGAGAUUUCCCCCCCACUUCUCUUCUUGGCGCAUAAACUUUGUCACUGACUGAGCGCUUCCAGACUGGAGGAGGAAAUGGUGCAGCACAUGAGCCACACAGAGAGCACCCACGCUCACUCCCCCGGCGGGGACUCCACGGACACGGGAGACAUGGACCUGGAGAUGGACGCUUCUCCGGCCCCGGAGGGCUCCCCCUCCUCCCGGGAGCGCAGCGACCUGGCGUGGUGCAAAACUCCGACCGGCCACAUCAAGAGACCCAUGAACGCGUUCAUGGUGUGGUCGCAGAUCGAGAGGAGGAAGAUCAUGGAGCAGUCUCCGGACAUGCACAACGCCGAGAUCUCCAAGCGGCUUGGGAAGCGCUGGAAGCUGCUGAAGGACACGGACAAGAUCCCGUUCAUCCGCGAGGCGGAGAGGCUGCGGCUGAAACACAUGGCCGACUACCCGGACUACAAGUACAGACCCAGGAAGAAGGUCAAGUCCGGGAGCGCGGCGGGCAAGCAGGCGGAUCGCGGGGAGAAGAGCGGGGAGCGCGGCGCCAAAGCCGGCGGCGGUGGUAAGAGGAGCCCCGCGUCCAAAUCCGCGAGCAGGACGCUGAAACAGGGGAGCAGCAAGAGCGCUGCGGUGCAAGAGUACGCCUCCGCGGCGUUUAAAUCCAGGUCGGCGUCCGGGGCCAGGCAGAUCCCGGAGAAGCGCUCGGGUUCGGGGGAGGCGAGGCGCUCCCACGUGUUCGGCGGGACGGGCAGCAUGGAGAGCGGGCCUCCCUCCGUGGGCGUCCCGGCCAGUCCCACCCUGAGCAGCUCGGCGGAGUCCAGCGACCCGCUCAGCCUGUACGAGGAGCACAGCCCCGGCUCCACCGCGCGCCUCAGGUACGCACGCGCCUCCUCCCCGACGCCGUCCGCCUCGCACUCGUCCUCCUCCGUCUCCUCCGCGUCGUCGGACGAGGAGUUCGAAGACGAGCGGCUCGACCUGAACCCAAGCCCCGGCUUCGAGAGCACCUCUCUGGGCGGGAUGGGCUUCUCCGACGCGGAGCUGGACCGGGACUUGGACUGGGGCUUCGGGGAGUGCGGGGCGGGAUCCCACUUCGACUUCUCCGACUACUGCACUCCGGAGGUCACCGAGAUGAUCUCGGGAGAGUGGCUGGAGUCCACCAUCUCCAACCUGGUGUUCACCUACUGAAUCAGCCCCCCUCUUCCCUCCCACGUAUGAACUCUUCUAUCCCUCUACAAGACAAGAUAAGAAGAUUUCCGCCAUUUUUUCCACUUUUGAAUAAAUAAGAGUGAAUAAAGGAAAGAAAAAGAGGUGGCCUGCGUGCGCGGUGAAGCCCAGGUAUGCGGCGCUCAGACUUGGACAGCGCUCAGUGGCGCUUGACUGGAGGAAAUGCUUAGUUUGCAUUUGGAGAGGAGGAGGUAUGGAAUGUCAAACGUGCCACAAUUCAAUACAUAAGGAAGUUGGUAAAUAAAAAUCUAUAUACGUGAUCAUUUUAAACAGUAAAAAUAGAUACGUUAAAUAAGUAGGUAAGUGCAUCUGUGACAUAUUAAGUUGUUUCAGUAAAAUCAUUUAAAUGUGAUUAAAUGUAUCAAAGGAUUAAAAUCGGUUUUCUAAAACCACAUAUAGUUCAGGUGUUUGUAAUCAUUUCACAAUCCUGUGCUGUAGUAGAUGGAGAAUUUACCUUUAUGUGUCAGCCUCGCCCAACAGUCAGUAGGCGGGGCUAACACUGCUUCAGGCAAAAUGAUUGGUCGGCAGUUGAGCUGUUGUGCAAGGUAAACAAUCAAAUUUCAGCUGGCGAGUUAUAGUCACAGUUUAAAUUAUUGCAGUGCCAUAAACGUGUAACAUUUAAAAACCAUGUAUUUAAGUUUUAAUUAUUGAGAGCUUUUAAUUAUGGGUGCAUUUAAUGAUUUGUUGUCACAUUCAUCUUUAAAGAUAUUUAUGUUAAUUAUUUAAUGUAUUUAUCAUGGCAUUCUUAAAAUUAUCAUGUAUAUAAUAUUUAUUUAGAAAAUGUAUUUAUUUAUUGGAUUGUGGCACUUUUGGCCCUCCCUAUUGAGGAGGAGUGAAUGUAAGCAGAGGAGCUGCAGAUGUUUAACUCGUUCCAUGCAGGAUGAGGACUGAGACUGAACUUUUUGAGUCACCGUAAGAAAUUUUCUUUUCUUUCGUUUUCUUUUUCUUUUUUUGGAACACUUGGAGAGCUCUUGUGUUUGGUUGUGUUUUCUAAGAUAUAGCCAAUCCACACUGACCAUCACGUUCUGGACAUUUUUCUUCUCCUCAAAACUCAAUAUUUGUAGUGUGAACACGCAUGCUCUCCAGGAAGAGGAGGAAUUUUCUUAUUUAAUGCGUGAAACGAGACAAAAAAAUGUUUGUCUUUGCUGCGCAACUACGCAUUUUGUGGGCGCAUAGGACACAAUUCACUAUCACCAGCUUCUCUCUCAACGGCAGGAUUUAAAACAAAGACUGACUUUAAACUUCAGAAACGUAAAAAAAAAACAAACAAAAAAAACACUCAGUGCACAAUUCAGGACCAAUGUUCUGCGCUUUCUCUCUGCCUAGUUCUUCAACUUUGUAGUUCUUGUGUCAGAUAUUCUUUCCAAAUAUGUACAGAGCCGGUCCAAGGUUAUAUUGGGCCCCGGGCAGAAUUUAAUAGGGGGCUCGCUUCCUGUUGAGGUCAUGUGCCCACCAACUACAACAGCAGGUCUCUUUCAUAUUUUCCAUGCUUGAUGCUUUUUUUUUCCCUCAGCAUUUGUUCUCAAACUGGUUUUAACAAAGAGUUUUUUAAAGACACAGUUCUGUUCUUUUGUUUUAUAAACACUGGGUCUUACCUGUUGUAGAAAACUCAUUAAGUAAUUUAAUUUUAAUAUAAAAUGUCACAUAUUUGUUUAUAAGAGCUGGGCAAAGAGUAAAAAGAAGUCCCAAAAAUUUCCAACAAACCAUAAAUCGAUGUCAUGUUUGUAUUGCCUUUACAACAAGCACAUUUUUUAAGCUGUCCUUUAAAAUUUCAUAACAUAGUGGUAUUUUUUUGGGGGGACCCCCGGCCAGCAGGGGGCACCAAGCAACCCACAUACCGCUCAUGCCUUAGCCCGGCUCCGUACAUAUAUUACUAUAUAUAUUGAUGUAUUUAUACUGGCCAAACUUUUUUAUACAUAGAAGUAUUGUUCUCGUACAGGUCUCGUUUGUGUUUGUGCACACACACACACACACCUGUCUGUAUAUCCAGCGGCGGAAGGGCUAAGAAGUGUAUCUUAUUUAACAAAAAAAACCCACACACAAACACACACACACACAAAAAACAGUGUCCGACUCCUCUCACUUUCAAAGAGAUUUUUGAGUGUGUCAUGAUUUUCUACUUGUAUUUUUGUACAAAAUCUAUAAAAGGGGGGGGCAGCCCUGCAGCAUUGUCGUUUGCAUCUACAUUGGUGGUUUGGACGUGCAGAGGGGGCACAAUCUGACCUCACACAGUGUUUACAGUAUUUACCCACAUGCUUCUUAAAUGGCACAGUGACUCCAGCUACACCAGCCGAGUAAACAAAGCGCCGCCGAGGCUCCUCCUGACUGUGUUUUCCAGUCCACGCGUACUCAAAACACACUCAAACCUGAAGUCUCAAAGUGAAAGAUCCCAGAUAAAGAGUCACUGUUUGGAUAGAGCUAAUACCUCUGUGUGCUUGGUUUGUUUUUUUUAUAUAUAUAUAUUUGGAGAUAAGUUUUAUUUGAACCACUGGACUCAUUCCAAUUUUGCCUAGACUUUGGAGGGAGGAGGAAAUGUUUUUGAAGUGCUUCAUCUGUUAUUGCGCAAAUUGCAUCAAAAAAUAGUAUUUAACCUUUUUCUGUACCUGUUGGCUACGUAUAGCAGGCUAUUUGUUUAUUUUUUUUUGUUUGUUUGUUUUUUUUUAUAUUAUGGCAUGGCAAAUAGCAUUUGUAUUUCAGAUUCAGGUAUAUGUAGCUAUAGCUGUUGUGUUUAAGAUUUUUAAAAGAAUAACAUGAAGAUAUUUAUGUAAACUGACUGUACUAUAAGCAAAGAUUGUGUGUUUUUAUGUAUCAUGAUCAACGACAGGCACUAGGACGGCCAUCUUUGGUGGAAGAUGAUUGUGGUCCAGGAGUUUCCUUUAAAAAAAAAAAGAAAAAAAGAAAAAAAAAUGAAAGGAAAAAAAAUUCUAUUGUCCUUUUUUUUUCUUUUUCUUUCCCAUUUGUGCAAUAUGUUGUGUUUGAUCAUGUUUUGUCCACUUCAGCCAAGAUCGUUUGAUGUCUUUUGCUCAAAAACCAGCCAACAUUUGGGUCAAUCACUGCCUCUCAGACCUCUGUACAGAUUGUCUUUUUUUAAAAUUUUUCUUUUCUUCCGAGAAGGAAAUAAAAUCAGCUGGAACUGAAAGUG
This is a messenger RNA of Xiphophorus maculatus (southern platyfish), 4781 nucleotides long. RefSeq names its product transcription factor SOX-4-like (gene sox4a). Bases 500 to 1600 code for a protein of 366 amino acids. NCBI's taxonomy places the organism in Eukaryota, Metazoa, Chordata, Actinopteri, Cyprinodontiformes, Poeciliidae. Gene Ontology annotation, molecular function: RNA polymerase II cis-regulatory region sequence-specific DNA binding; DNA-binding transcription activator activity, RNA polymerase II-specific. Gene Ontology annotation, biological process: cell differentiation; positive regulation of transcription by RNA polymerase II; anatomical structure morphogenesis. The transcript has a single exon. The record is from RefSeq and is a predicted model, not a curated record.